Messenger RNA from Rotaria sordida, 498 nucleotides. The record is from the annotation of a GenBank genome assembly. NCBI's taxonomy places the organism in Eukaryota, Metazoa, Rotifera, Eurotatoria, Philodinida, Philodinidae.
AUGAAUUUCUCGAUUUGGCCAUAUUCAUUUUAUCAAUAUAAUUCUUCUUCUAUUGGAAUAAAUUUAAAUUCAUCAUCAGGUUAUGAAAGUGCAAGUACCGAUACAAGUUUAAUUGAACCGUAUUUAUCAAGUUCGUUACCACCUGUUAGAAUUGAACAAUUAAAUGUAAUCAAUGAUUAUCAUAAUGGAUUGAUAGAAGAUAAUCACAUUAAUAUUAAUCAAGAAUCAACGGGAGAUUAUGAUAAGAAUUAUCAUCGUAAGAAACGUCGUAUUUUAUCACGUUUACAACGAGAAGAAGCCAAUCGACGGGAACGUCAUCGAAUGGAAAUUAUUAAUCAAGCUUAUGAAGAUUUACAAAAUGUACUUCCAUUUAAAAAAGGUCGAAAACGUCAAAAAAUGUCACGAAUGGAUACAGUCGAUGGUGCUAUUCAAUAUAUUCAAUCACUUCUUGAAAUACUUCAUGGAUCAAAUUAUAAUCGAGAAUUUCUCCAACAAUAA